AUGAGACGUACGCCAUCCUCCUCGACCAUGUCCCGGCGACCGUCAGAGACUCAGACAUCUAUCCAUCAUUCGUCGGUGAGCGAAGGAGACAAAAGAUGACAUGCGCACCAUUGCUUGCGUUUAUAUGUGUGGUUCAGGCUACAAUGCUGUUGGCGAUUUCCUUUACCUCAACCUGCGACUCGCCUAUCCAGUCAGGCGAUUGCUUGCCCUCAUGACAUCCAUCAAAGUCACGGACUUGUACGAGACGCAAUUAAGAGGAGACUCUCUUUCUGCUCACAGCCACGAAGCAUCUCAUCAAUGCGCGUGUGUGGUUUGUGUGUGUCGAUGCGAUGCAGCACGGUUAAGCUGCUGCACCCCGUCAAGUUUCAUUGCGUGCCGUCAGUGCAGAUGAACAACCAGGGGGAAGGCAAGUGGUACAUCACUGUGUCAUUGCCCAUCAUGGAUGUCGCCCCAUCCGCAGGUCCGCACUCACACCAGUCGAUGCUGCUCUGUCUUCUGCCCUUUCACGUGUGUGUGUGUGUGUGUGUGUCAACAGGGGUGCAACCGUCCGUGAAAGAGCUCCGGCCCGCCAGCUUAUCGGUCAAGUAUCUCAACUCGUGAGUGACACAGAGAGAGAGAGAGAGAGAGAGGAUGGUUCAUUUUCUGUGUGAAUGAUUGUUCAUUUUCUGUCCCUCAGUGAGGCAUAUGGAAGUCUGCUGACAGAGAAGGUCGGCAGCUUUGCCGCACUCGGCAAAUGAGAACGACGCUGAAUG
Vitrella brassicaformis is the source of this 752-nucleotide messenger RNA. NCBI's taxonomy places the organism in Eukaryota, Vitrellaceae. The record is from the annotation of a GenBank genome assembly.